AUGGAGCUAAGCUGGAUUCUCAUCCUCAGCAUGAACACUUACAUCUGGCUGAGAGAAAUGGCUGAACCGUUUAUCGAUUUCAUGCAGGGCUUGAAGCUGGCAGGAGAUGCUUCUGCUUCAGAGAUUGGAAUCCACCACGUUAUGAUUGUCAACGACUUGUUCUCCUUCAGGAAAGAACGGGCCACUAGGAACUACCUCAACAUCAUCCGGCCUUGUUGUGGCUUACAAUCUAAACCUGGAAAUCAACAAUGCAAUUGCAAAGGUGACAAGCAUGAUCCAGGAGCUGGAAGAGGAGUUCACACAAAAGAAGAGAGAAAUAUAAAUGGUCUCUGUGUCAAGGAUGGUGUUAUGGAGUACCUGGCGGGAAUGGAGGAGUAA
Messenger RNA from Selaginella moellendorffii, 378 nucleotides. Its product is annotated as (+)-germacrene D synthase-like. The record is from RefSeq and is a predicted model, not a curated record. Bases 1 to 378 code for a protein of 125 amino acids. Lineage: Eukaryota; Viridiplantae; Streptophyta; Lycopodiopsida; Selaginellales; Selaginellaceae. The transcript has a single exon.